Molecule: messenger RNA, 279 nt
Organism: Serpula lacrymans var. lacrymans S7.9
Lineage: Eukaryota; Fungi; Basidiomycota; Agaricomycetes; Boletales; Serpulaceae
Exons: 1
Source: RefSeq, a predicted model, not a curated record
AGCGGCAUCUUCAUAGAUCAGGUCUGGGUGGAGCACGUCGGACUCCUCAUUGUAAAAUUAGAUGUAUCUAUUCCCGUCUAUAACAUUGACAGUAUGCUUAACGCAGGUGGCUACAUUACACACAAAUGUUCUUUUGUUGUUGUUGAGUAUCAAGGACACAGGGAACGAGUCACCACUGAAGCUACCCAACUAGGGGAGAUUAAUUUAAUUGUAGGUUGGACCUGGCUAUUGAAACACGAUCCUGAGAUCAACUGGCAGACAGAGGUUGUCACAUUGUCA